Messenger RNA from Cataglyphis hispanica, 1498 nucleotides. RefSeq lists its product as uncharacterized. The record is from RefSeq and is a predicted model, not a curated record. The coding region runs from base 632 to 1369 and encodes 245 amino acids. The transcript has 7 exons. Lineage: Eukaryota; Metazoa; Arthropoda; Insecta; Hymenoptera; Formicidae.
UGUUGAUAAGAACAUAAAAUUCGACACGAAAUAUCUGCGUUAUCUAGUGUCACCUCUGGUUCGUUUUUGAAAUAUCACUAUCAGAGGGCGCUCAAUGUCGCGUCGUUCGUUCAUGAUCGCGGGCGCAGGAGCACGAUGAUCCUCCGGGUUGCCGUUUGACAGGAGUUUCAGUCGGUGCCGGUCGGUCCCGAGAACCGUUCACGUCUGGACAUCCUGCGGGACGCAAAAUCUAAGAUGGCAACAGAUAUGUACAUUUGAUAGGACGGUCCAUUCGAUCAGGAAGAAAGCCGAUUCCGGUUUUAACGCGCGAUAAUGAGCGAGUGAAAAUAGAGAGAAGAAAAGGGCGAGAGAGAGAGAGAGAGAGGGUCGCGAUGAACGAAUAAGUACAGGUGCAACAUUAUCAAUCGCGCAUCAUCCGAGAGGAAGGGAGGAGGAAGGUGCGAUAUUACCCUCUUCUCGGCACGCAUAAUCGCCGAGGAAAGACUGGAUCGAGAGUGGCGAACUGCUAGUCGUGCUGUGACGGAAGUUAGGAGCUCUCGACGACAUGCCCUUGACGAAUCGCAACGGAAGAUAAAGGUGGGACCCAAGGAACGAGCAUCUCAUCCUAAAGGGAGCAGCGGGAGAAGAAAAUAUGGGAAAAGGGGACAAGAGGGGCAUCGCGCAGCGGAGUGAUGGUGCCAGCACCAAUCUCGUCGGCAAAUUCACGCAGAGCGUUCGAAGGAUCGUCCAGGACGUGAAGGAUGAAGGCACUUCCAGUGGGCAAACGAAGGAGGAGGUGAUCGAGACGAACGAGAGGCUGAGAGUCGUCAGGAUACGCCUGGACGGCAGCUACGACACCGCCAAGAGAGCCCUCGUCGAACUGAUGUGCAAGUACACCGACAGCAAGCAAGUCCGCAACGUGUUUCAGCGUUACAAUCUCCUCAAAGUUAUGAUCAAGGACGUAAUUAAGCUGGAGACGCAGUAUUGGACGCUGGUGGAUAUACCGAGGCAGGAGAAGCAGGAGACCGUGCCCGCCUUCGUCUUGCGUGCCUGCUCCAUCAUGGAGAAGACCCAUAAGAGCGGGGAAGGCGUGAAAACGUCGGCGCGCCUCGCCGAGGAAGCCGAGACCAAGAGGGAGCGUAUCGAGAGACUGGAGAGUAUGACGACGGCGCAAAUCGAAGCGGAAAACACCCAAAUGACCAAUGAUCUGUACAGAUUAUUGAAGAAAUACACGGGUCUCAGGAAUCUCAUCAAAGAGUUGAAAGAGGAGUACAACAGCUCGAAGGUGUAUCCGAUGUUCCCGCGUUACACGAUACUGAAGGAUAUGAUAAAGGACAUAAUGCACAACCCGGACUACAUGGAGGUCUGUCACGAGGUGGACCAAGCAUAGCGGCCGGACCCCCUCCACCGUUCGCCACGUAUGACCCUGUAAAUUCCUCGGGGUCUCCGCGUGGUCGUCGGUGAAGGGGGUGAACCACAAAGCGCUUCAACUUCAACUGGCGGGAUUUCAGUUCGGGAC